This is a messenger RNA of Cryptococcus wingfieldii CBS 7118, 4794 nucleotides long. RefSeq names its product ATP-dependent DNA helicase HFM1/MER3. Gene Ontology annotation, molecular function: nucleic acid binding; ATP binding. The record is from RefSeq and is a predicted model, not a curated record. The transcript is spliced from 31 exons. Bases 1 to 4794 code for a protein of 1597 amino acids. Lineage: Eukaryota; Fungi; Basidiomycota; Tremellomycetes; Tremellales; Cryptococcaceae.
AUGGACUUUACCGACGAUCAGCCUCUUUGGGGCACUGGUUCUGACGACGACGGCGAGGAUGAGUAUCUUCCAUUUGGAGCGGGGAUGAGAAACAUGAACCAGAGUCCAGUAGUUCUGGCCCUUCCGUCCUGCCAUCCAUCCUUCCAGCCGCCGCCCGCUCGGCCUUUCCACCCCGCUUCGCCCGCCUUCCAGCGCCCUGCCCCUUCUUUUCCUCGCUCUCAGAACACGACCGAGCUCCCUACCGGUCGACAUCAGCGUGCAUAUCUCUCUGACCGGCCAGAUGCACCCGAAUACAACUCGCGCUCGCGUGAGAUGAGCUUUGCAUCUGCCAAUACCUUGCAAAGAGCGAAACCAGGAGUGAAGGCGCAGAAAAGUGAGGACUUUGGAGAUGAGAUCUGGGAUGAUGACGAUUUCGUGCAAGCCGCAAAUCAAAGUCUUCAGUAUGAAGCCGACGCUGUAUACGAUGAUGAUGAGCCGGUCGCCACUGCGGAUGUCGUCAAGAAUAGAGAGUCCAUGAAGAAGAAUGUUGCCCCUAACAAGCGUGGGAAAUCUCUGGUGCCUAUCUCAAGACUGCCUAUGGACGAGAGGAAGCUGUUCAAGUUUCCCGCGUUCAACGACGUUCAAAGUUAUGUUUUCGAUGAUACAUACUCCAGCGACGAGAACCUUGUCGUAUCAGCCCCGACUGGCUCUGGAAAGACGACCAUAUUCGAACUGGCUUUCCUACACUGCCUCUCGUACAAGACCCCGGACGAUUCGAUUAAACCACUCGCCAUCUAUAUCGCCCCAACAAAAGCUCUCUGUAAUGAGAAGGCUAAAGAUUGGCAAGAACGAAUGGGUGUGGCUUUACCAGAUGUGAUUUGUGUCGAGAUCACCGGGGAUUACGGUAAUGCCUCAACAAUCUACAACUCUAUUCGAGGAGCCGAUUUGAUCGUUACUACCCCCGAGAAGUUUGACUCCAUGACUCGUCGCUCCCGAAACAUGGAAAACAUGGCUCAUCGGCUGAGGCUGAUCAUGAUCGAUGAAGUCCACAUUCUUCGAGAAAGCCGAGGAGCCACACUCGAAGUCGUGAUCUCUCGCAUGAAAGGUCUCGGCAAAGGUAUCCGAUUUGUCGCUCUGAGCGCGACUGUACCGAACAUCGACGAUAUCGCCAGGUGGCUCGGUCCCGCUAGAUAUGAGUACGGUCAGCUCUCACGAGGUGUGAUUAUCGGCAAGGACUUGGAUAAGAAGAAGACGCAAGGGGAGACGAAUGUGGACGACAUGCCUAUGGCGAAGGUGUACAAGUUUGGGGAGGAGUUCCGACCAGUCCCGCUCUCAAGAGAGACUUAUGGAAUCGACAGCGGCGGCAACGACUGGGCAUUGGCAAGCAGAAUGGACAAAGAGCUGUUCCCGAUUCUUCUCAAACACGCAGCAGGGCAACCCGUCCUCGUCUUCUGUCCUACCCGAAAGUCCUGUCAAGCUACGGCCGAUCUCAUAUUCUCGAUGUAUGAAGAGUCACGAGCAAAGGGUCUCAAGCUCCCAUGGCAACAUCCACCCGGGGUAAGACUCGACCUUCAAGACAAGAGAAUCUCCGAGCUUUCGACGUGCGGUAUCGCGGUCCACCAUGCAGGUCUGGACUAUGGCGACAGGCGGGCCAUCGAAGACGGCUUCCGAGACGGCAAAUUGCACAUGAUCGCUUCCACCUCAACUCUUGCUGUGGGAGUCAACUUGCCCGCGCAUACGGUCGUCAUCAAGGGGGUCAUGGCUUGGCAAGGGCCGGCUACUGGCUUCAAGGAGUAUUCCGACAUCGAUAUACAGCAAAUGAUGGGCAGAGCAGGUAGACCCCAGUAUGACAAGUCGGGUGUGGUGGUGGUCAUGUGCGAGAGGUCAAAGGUCCGGAAGUAUGAGACGAUGUUACGGUCGCAGACGGUGCUUGAGAGCUGUUUGCAUGAGAAUCUUACAGAAUACAUCAACAGCGAGAUCGGCCUCGGAACGAUUACAUCCGUCUACUCUGCGCAGGAGUGGUAUAGCUCUUUCUUCCACAUUCGUAUCCAGCAGAAUCCCCGAUACUAUGCUCUCUCAAAUGCCAAAGACAAACCUGCCCACGAUUCGUGGGAAGAAUGGCUGGAUCACUAUGUCGAGGAAGCACUGCUGAACCUCGAAAGAGAUGGCUUCAUCGAGAGGUCCGAAGACGAUGGUUUGACUCCUACAGAGACGGGAAAGAUCAUGAGUGGAAGUAUGAUUUCCUAUGGAACUAUGUGCUCCAUCAAAGAGAUGUCUCCAAUGUCUACUUUGCAAGACCUGCUGGAAAUCCUUGCUGGGGCUACCGAAUUCGCAGACCUUCGUAUCAGACAAGGAGAAUCCAGUUUCUUGAACAAGCUUCGAGAUAAUCAGGAGAUACGCUUCCCUCUCGGGGAGAAGGUUCAAAAUUAUGCCGACAAAGUGUUUCUUAUGCUUCAGGUCACAUUCGGUAACAUCAUAUUGGAUGAUAUAGUCAAGAAGACAGAGAUAUCUCCCCCAAUUCAGACAUUGAUGGCCAUUUACAACCAUGCUCCCCGCAUUGCCAAAGCCAUCGUCCAGUUUGCUUUGAAUCGAGAGUAUGGGACGGCCGCCCGCUCAGCCUUGGAGCUCCAUAGGACCCUUUCCGGUAAGGCAUGGGAGGACUCGCCUACCAUAUUCCGACAGAUUCCUAGCAUCGGUCCAAAAUCCAUUUGUGUGUUGGGUCAAAACGGUAUCUCAACGUUUGAGGAACUCCUCGACGUCGGGACCGAAAAAAUUCAAUUGUGGCUCAACAGAAACAGCGAGUUCGCCCGCGGUAUACAUGAUCAAGCCCGCAGGAUGCCUCGGUUUCACGUCUCCAUUGAAGAGGAAGGAAUGAACUAUGAUGGCGCAUCAAACGUUCUCAAUCUUCGAAUCAACAUCCGCCCCAAAAGCAAGGUCCUGUCCACCGAAUCCAAAGGCAAACGAGGUGGUUUCAUUACGCUGUACAAUCUAUCAACUCUGUUCCUGCGACAAGAUGGCUCCUUCAUCGGCUAUCGACGUAUGGAGCUUCGCAAAUUGGACAACAAGGAUACCAGUUUUGUGCUGCCUGUGACCUUGGAUCGGCGCUGUGAGAAAGUUGUUGCAGUCGUUGCAGCAGUGGACGAAGUGGCCGGUUGUUGCACAAUGGAGGAGUAUGAGACCCAUCUCGACAGCUCGGUCUACCCAGAAGAUAUGGAAGAGCAAGACGAGGCGCUAGCUCAGAAUCCUUCUCAACGUACGUUGGUGGAACCGGACCCUGAGCCAGAGGAGCGUCUUCCCAAUGGAAACGUCCCUUGUCAUCACAACUGCAAAGAUAAACAAAGCUGCCAGCACAACUGCUGCAAAGUUGGGGUCCCCUCGAGGAAGAAGGACAAGGCUGCUGCCAAGGGAGCUGGAAAUGGGAACGUCAAGACUGAGACGGACAGGAUGAAAGAAACCCAGAAAACCAUCGAUGCCCUUCAAGGAGAUUCAAGACCUACGGCUGUUGCAAAAGCUGUUCAACGGGUACAACAAGAACGCUCUAUGAGCAGAUCGCCUUCUCCAAUCGCCAGCUCUCAGAAAGCUUCGCAGACCGCUCAACCUACCCCUCGAAACCGUACACAGUCUAUCAGCGGCUUAGGCAAGCCGAAGAACGCUAGUAACGCUCCCAACAAGCAAGCUCUGAAGCCGAGCACAGCGAUCAGCCGUGUCAGGGAAUCCAGGAUAGUUCGACGGUCAGAAUCCGUGGACGAGCAAGGAUCCAGAGUGAAGAGCACUGCACCCUUGGAUUCAGAAAUUGAAGAUACGUUGGAAUCCAAAGUGAAUCACGCUAGACACCAUCAAGAACCACUCUUCAUGGCACACUCUGAGGACGAAACUCCCGACACCUACAACCUCGACGACCUCGCCCCCUCCGACGAAGAAACCGAACCGGUGAAGUCGAGAUUCUUUGACAAAUCCAAGUCCGGCAAGUCCAGCAAGUCCAAAAAGCGUACUGCACCACCAGCCCGAGACAGAGGCUCCCACCUCCUUGCAAGUCAGCAGAACUCUCAAGUCUCUUUGGAGGACCCACCUCGAUCGCAGCGCCCAGCCCAACCGAUCGCAUCGAAGAAACGCAAGCACGAUGAAGACACGUGCGAGCUCAUGCCUACUCGGGGCAUCUUCUCCGAUGGAUAUGAGACACUGACCGACAGCCCGGAUUUCGGACCAAAGCCUCACAAGAAAUCGUCCGUUCACACGCAGCCUACGGCGAAAUCUCAGGCCGAAGCUCCUCUCACUCUCUCAAGCUCCCCUCACCCCGUACAAGAUUUCAAUGUCGACGAUCUGCUUCAGGAGUACGAAGAGGAAGAGGAAGAACCUCACCACAUGACGAGGAAACAGUCGCCUUUCAGGCAGAGCCGAACGGACGGGGAUUGGGAUUUGGACAUGAGAAAGAUGUCGAUUGAGUUGAACAGCAGACCCUGCACUCCUUUGACCAUGGGAGACGAUAGCAAAGAUGGUGGGAUACCAAGAGACGAGAUGCCAGUCUCCCGACCUACGGCUAUUGCGCAGCCAGUCAGACGGCUCGCUCCACUCAACAUCGGUGGCUUUGGACGGCCGGCAGCAAAGCGACUUCGUAUGAUGGAGCUCUCGAAUCAGCACAAAACACAACCGAACCUCUACGACGAAGUCAGUAUGGAGACUGUGGACACAGACAGGAGGGGCAGUGCCAUGAGGAACGGGAAUGUGGUUGAUCAGAGAGCUGUACUCGGACUGGAAGUUGACGUCCCCGUGGAUGAAAAUGAUGAAUUUGAAAAGUGGUGUACGGGGGGUAUCUGA